AUGAACGCGGUGGAUUCAGCCCUGGACCCGCUGGUGUUCGACUACAUCAGCUGUUCGGUUUCCGACAUCCUCAACAACCUCUGGACCUGGGUCGCCGUCCUCACCGCCGCCGUCAGCUUCUGGAGGAUCAGAACCGCCGCCGCCACCGGGGAAGCCGCACCCAGCACUCCGCCCCGUAAUUCCUCCUCCUCCUCCAUCCUCCGUCUCACCCUCCACGUCCCCGCUCCUGCCUUUGUCCUUCGUCGCAAAACUAGCAGUGCGGCGCCGGUGCCCGAUGAAGUUCAGACGGAGGCUCCGGUGAGCACCCCGAAGACGCCGGCUUCGAGUCCGAUUGUCUGCGACGACGACGACGUGGUCACGAAGGGAAAGUUCGUGGCGUAUUAUCGAGAAGAGGUAGAGGUAGAGGAGGAGGAGGUGGUGGGCGGCGGCGAUAACGGCGGCGACGGGAGUGGGUGGUGGGAGACGGAGUUGAGGGCAUGGUUGGGAAGAGGGGAAUUGGGAUGGUACAAGUACCAGGACUUGACGGCGAUUAACGGCAACGUCGUCAGGUUGUGGGACGGCGGUAGGAGCGGAGACGGAGAGAGUUAUGAUGGCAGCAGCAAAUGCAAUCCACGCUGUUGUUUAGUUUGGUAG
Linum tenue is the source of this 633-nucleotide messenger RNA. The record is from the annotation of a GenBank genome assembly. NCBI's taxonomy places the organism in Eukaryota, Viridiplantae, Streptophyta, Magnoliopsida, Malpighiales, Linaceae.